Messenger RNA from Salarias fasciatus (jewelled blenny), 2683 nucleotides. Its product is annotated as glutamate receptor ionotropic, NMDA 1-like. Lineage: Eukaryota; Metazoa; Chordata; Actinopteri; Blenniiformes; Blenniidae. Gene Ontology annotation, cellular component: membrane. Gene Ontology annotation, molecular function: ligand-gated monoatomic ion channel activity; signaling receptor activity. Gene Ontology annotation, biological process: monoatomic ion transport. The record is from RefSeq and is a predicted model, not a curated record. The transcript is spliced from 20 exons. The coding region runs from base 113 to 2650 and encodes 845 amino acids.
CGAGCCGCGGGGGGUCACGGUGGGGGCGGUGCUGAGCCAGAAGCGCUACGAGCAGGUGUUCAAGGAGGCGGUGCUUCAGGCCAACGCCCUCUACGGCCGCGACCGCUUCCGCAUGAACGCCAUCUCCGUCACGCACAAGCCCAACGCCAUCCAGAUGGCGCUGUCCGUCUGCGAGGACCUCAUCUCCAACCAGGUCUACGCCAUCCUGGUCAGCCACCCUCCUCAGUCCAACGACCACCUGACCCCGACCCCGGUGUCCUACACCGCCGGGUUCUACCGGAUCCCCGUGGUGGGCCUCACCACCCGCAUGUCCAUCUACUCUGACAAGAGCAUCCACCUGUCGUUCCUGCGGACGGUCCCGCCCUACUCGCACCAGGCGCAGGUGUGGUUCGACCUGAUGAGGGAGUUCCGCUGGAACCACAUCAUCCUGAUCGUCAGCGACGACCACGAAGGCCGGGCGGCGCAGAAGAGGCUGGAGACGCUGCUGGAGGAGCGCGAGACCAAGACUAAAAACAGGAACUAUGAAAACCUCGACCAACAGACCUUUGACUUCCGGAGAACGCCCAAGGCGGAGAAGGUUCUGCUGUUCGGUCCCGACACCAACCUGACGGCGCUGCUGCUGGAGGCCAAGGACCUGGAGGCCCGGGUCAUCAUCCUGUCUGCCAGUGAGGACGAAGCGGCCUCGGUCUACAAAGCGGCUCGUCUUCUCAACAUGACGUCUUCCGGCUACGUCUGGCUGGUUGGAGAGAGAGAGAUGACCGGCAAGGCUCUGAGUGAAGCUCCGGACGGCCUGCUGGGCCUCCAGCUGAUCCACGGGAAGAACGAGUCGGCUCACAUCUGGGACGCGGUGGCGGUGGUGGCGCAGUCGCUCAGCGAGCUGUUUGACAAGGAGAACAUCACCGAGCCGCCGCGGGGCUGCGUGGGCAACACCAACAUCUGGAGGACCGGCCCGCUCUUCAAAAGGGUGCUGAUGUCAUCAAAGUUUCCCGACGGGCUGACGGGCCGGAUCGAGUUCAACGACGACGGGGACCGGCGCUUCGCCACCUACAGCAUCCUGAACUACCAGAAGCCCGGGCGCCUGGUCCAGGUCGGGGUCUUCAACGGGUCCCAGGUGGUGAUGAACCCUCAGAGGAAAAUCAUCUGGCCAGGAGGGGAGACAGAGAAACCCGUCGGAUACCAGAUGUCCACCAAGCUGAAGAUCGUCACCAUCCAUCAGGAACCGUUUGUUUACGUCAAGCCCACCAAGCCGGACGGGACCUGCAGAGAGGAGUUCACCGUCAACGGGGUCCUGAUCAAGAAGGUGAUCUGUACCGGACCCAACGGGACCAUCCCAGGGCAGCCCAUCGUCCCUCAGUGCUGUUACGGCUUCUGCAUCGACCUGCUCAUCAAACUGGCCAUGAGCAUGAACUUCACCUACGAGGUCCACCUGGUGGCUGAUGGGAAAUUUGGCACGCAGGAGCGGGUCAACAACAGCAACAAGAAGGAGUGGAACGGCAUGAUGGGAGAGCUGCUGAGCGGCCUGGCCGACAUGAUCGUGGCGCCGCUGACCAUCAACAACGAGCGCGCUCAGUACAUCGAGUUCUCCAAGCCCUUCAAGUACCAGGGCCUGACCAUCCUGGUCAAGAAGGAAAUCCCUCGCAGCACUCUGGACUCCUUCAUGCAGCCGUUCCAGAGCACCCUGUGGCUGCUGGUCGGCCUGUCGGUCCACGUGGUGGCAGUGAUGCUCUACCUACUAGACCGGUUCAGCCCGUUUGGAAGGUUCAAAGUGAACAGUGAGGAAGAGGAGGAAGACGCCCUCACCCUGUCCUCCGCGAUGUGGUUCUCGUGGGGGGUUCUGCUGAACUCUGGGAUCGGAGAAGGGGCUCCCCGGAGCUUCUCGGCCCGGAUCCUGGGGAUGGUGUGGGCCGGAUUCGCCAUGAUCAUCGUGGCCUCCUACACCGCCAACCUGGCGGCCUUCCUGGUGCUGGACCGGCCUGAGGAGCGCAUCACUGGCAUCAACGACCCCAGGCUGCGAAACCCGUCCGACAAGUUCAUCUACGCCACGGUGAAGCAGAGCUCGGUGGACAUCUACUUCCGGCGGCAGGUGGAGCUCAGCACCAUGUACCGCCACAUGGAGAAGCACAACUACGAGAGCGCCGCCGAGGCCAUCCAGGCCGUCCGCGACAACAAGCUGCACGCCUUCAUCUGGGACAGCGCCGUUCUGGAGUUCGAGGCGUCGCAGAAGUGCGACCUGGUGACGACCGGAGAACUGUUCUUCCGGUCCGGCUUCGGGAUCGGCAUGAGGAAGGACAGUCCCUGGAAGCAGAACGUGUCCCUGGCCAUCCUCAGUUCUCAUGAGAAUGGCUUCAUGGAGGAUCUGGAUAAAACCUGGGUUCGGUACCAGGAGUGCGACUCCAGGAGUAACGCGCCCGCUACGCUGACCUUCGAGAACAUGGCCGGUGUCUUCAUGCUGGUCGCCGGCGGGAUCGUGGCUGGAAUCUUCCUCAUCUUCAUUGAAAUCGCCUACAAGCGACACAAAGACGCCCGGAGGAAGCAGAUGCAGCUCGCCUUCGCCGCCGUCAACGUGUGGAGGAAGAACCUGCAGCCAUACCCAACUGACAUCACCGGCCAGCUCAACCUAUCAGAUCCCUCCGUCAGCACCGUGGUGUGAGGGAGGGGGGAGGGAGGGGGGGGGGGGGGGAGG